Messenger RNA from Habropoda laboriosa, 2434 nucleotides. RefSeq lists its product as uncharacterized. The record is from RefSeq and is a predicted model, not a curated record. The transcript is spliced from 8 exons. Lineage: Eukaryota; Metazoa; Arthropoda; Insecta; Hymenoptera; Apidae. Bases 134 to 2320 code for a protein of 728 amino acids.
UAUCCCUUUUAGGAAAAAUAAGGGUAGUGUUCAAUAGUGACAUAUGUGGCUGAUUUUUAACUGAAAUAACGUAACGCUGCUUCGUGAUGUUCUAAUAUUUUUUUCUCUCUUGAUACUGCAACUACUUGCAACCAUGGCAUCUAGUGCACUUGAAGAAAAAAUCAAUAAAAUUCGUCAACAAAAUGAAGAAAUUAGGAGAAGAUACGAGGAAGUUGAAGAAGAUAAAAAGAAUGCAGCAAAACUAAAUGCAUUGGUGCAAAUGGUGCCGUCAAAAGAUUGGCCAGAAAGGAAAGAACCACCAGAGUUUUCAAAUCCUCCUAAAGCCAAACCAAAAUCAACCAAAGAAAAACAUGAAUACAUACCCCAACCUCAUUCUGGUGAAGGAAAAAAAAUCCAUACUUUUGCUCAAGGAGAAGGACCACCACCGGAUCCUAAAUACAACUUUUUAGCAGAUUCUGAACGAGAAGAACCUAGUGUGGAAUAUAUGAAAGAUAGCAUUGGGAAUAAAUCUCAUCACAAACUGUCAAGAGGCAAUUGCAGAAGGAAACCUGGUGGAAGAGAGAGUAGUCAGAAAGAUAAUAAACCAAAUAAAGGAAAUUACAGAGAUGAAUCUCAACCAGGAUAUGAUGCCUGGAGAGCAGAAAGGAACCGUAUUGAUGAGGAUCGUAUUAGUAGACAGAGAACUGCAGAGGGCAAUUGGCGUAGAGAAUGGGAUAAUGAUAAAGUACAUAUUAUAGAUGAUGUAGUAAAGCAAGUAUCGAGGCCUACAUUAGGAGAUUUUGCAAAAAAAGAUCACAAGGAUUCUGACAGGAGAUAUCAUGCUAAUAAUAAUGAACAUGUCAAUUAUACUCGCGGUGGUUACCGUUCUCAUCGUGGCUCAUCGAAGAAUUUUUAUGGUAACUAUGACAAUCGGUCUCAUAAUAUAUACGAGCAACAUAGAAAUAACACAACAAUGAAAACUCCAGUCUCGCCAACAUCUGAAGAAAGAACUGUUGUUGCAACAGAGAAGAGUAUUAAAGUUACAGUGAAUCAAAAUAACGUAACAAAAGGACCCGUGAUGAGUGUCAAAGUGAAUUCACCGAGCAUAGCUGGAACAGGAAGGGUUGGACCUCGACAAAGAACUCGUGUCACAUACAGCCAUUCAGAUGUUGAUGCCCCGCCGUCUGAAGGCGAACGUUUCUUUCGUCAAAAAUCAUUCGAAGAUAAAUCAAAGGGAAUUUUUUCCAACAAUCAGAAGUUUUCUAAUCUAAAAAGAUCUCAUUCACAGAGAAAGAAAGAGAACGAGACGAAAUACUCGCUCCAUCAGAGGAAAGAUAAUGAUGGAACUGCAUACAAACAUUGCGAAACUGAAUUUAGAUCUUAUGUGCAGAAGGAUCCGCAAAAAUCUAAUUCCAUCAAAUCGCCAAGGCCUACGAGAGGAAAUACAAACAUAACGAAGCACGAUUCUUCGAACAUGAAUGUUUCACAAAAACGUGAAACUCAGGAAUAUUCAAUAGCUUCUGAUGAAAUAAAACUUGAGAAUAAUGUUACAACGGAGAAUAAUGAAACAUUGCAGGAAACCAAAUGUGAGGAAACAGAUGCAUCCAGUGUAGAAAACGGGCAGAUGAACAUCACAAAUGAAAAUCAGAUUGUAAUAGAAAAGUCUUCAACGAAAACAACAGAAGAAACUAUGAUUUCUGUGUCAGGUACAGAUAAUUCUGAAUACAUUGCAAAAGAUGAUACGAAUGAAAAUUAUUUUGAGAAGAAGAAUGAGUGUUCAUUUGUGAAUAAUGCGUCAGAGAAUUUGCAAGAAAAUAGUAAUAUGUCUUCCGAGACAUUGGCUCCAGAUAAUGUUCAGUCUAAUGAGGAACUUGUGCCAAAUGAAAGUAAGGAGGUUUCGAAAAAUGUUGUUAAGGAAGAAGAUCAUGAAGAUAAUCAGCAAUCAUUGGAACAAGUUACAAAGCAAAUUGUAAACAAUGACUGUGAUAAUAUCGAAGACAAAGUUACAGUACAACAAAAUACAGAGGAAGUGACGGAUAAUUUUGUGUCUUCGUUAGAGGACAAAACACAUUCUGUGAUAGAAAAUAAUAAUCCGUCUGUAUGCAAUAAUGAGGUUGUGAAGGAAGAAGUGCUAAAUGAUGAAAAAGAGCCAGAUGAUUGUAAAGAAUUGUCUGAUGUAAAUUCAAAGAAUAUUGUAAACACAGAAAGUACUCUUAGUCAUGUGAAUGAAAAUACAGUAGAGAAAAUUGAGGAGAUAAGGGAUGAAAAAGAAGAUAAAGAAGAGAAGAACGAGGAGAAUGAUAAAAACAUUGCAAUAAAAAAUAGUACCGAUUCUCAGUAGUAUAUGUAACAGCUAUUACAUUGGUACUUUUUGAUAUUAGAACCAUUUCUAAUGCUCAUUACAUCUAAAACUAUUAUUUGAACGUAUACGAAGGAAUUUUAUGAAAAUGCUGAA